UUACAUGAUGCAGUUCUGACUCACCUAUCCAAGAUCCGAAGCAAUCCUUCCCUUUGGCUCACUCACGGCAGCUCAUUUGUUGAGGCAACCCUUCACCUCCCCCACAUACCGGACGCUCUUAUUGCAUUUCUGGACGGUGCCUCCGAAACAUACACCCAGUUCUCAGCAGAGUUUGCUAUUGGGGGACAAAUCGACUCACUGACACCAGAAGAGAUCGAAAGGAUCUUCAUUCCAAGCACAAAUGACGCAAACAAGGGUGCACUUGGCCAACUUCGGUGCAUGAAGCGGCUGAGUACACGCAUGACGCAGAUGAAGUUGAAUGCCAUCCAGAUGGCAAAGCGGAAUGGAGUAGAUGAUUUCAUAGUUGGUAGUCUGUCCAGCGAAGACCAGAGAGCACUGAUGUCACUUGCAAGGCUGCGGGAUAUGUCAGGCCACGAGCGCAAGCGGAAGCGAGAAAUCCGAGCAGCAAAUGCAAAGAAGGUGGCAGAUAGUCAGCGGAAGGCCGAGGCUGCAAAAGAAAGGACACAGGCAAAGCAGGAAGCACUCAAGAAGUUGUCAGAGGACGUGAUCUAUGAUUUAGAAGGAAUAAAGGCCCUCAAAACCAAGAAAGCGGCCAAGCAACAACUUGACGCGCACCGAUACCUUCAUCCCAAUGACAAGGACAUCCCAAGGGUUGGGGUCUUUAGCAGUAUGAAUAAUGAAGAACAGAAAGAGGUACUCACACGGAUAGCCAGCAAGUAUUAUCCUGUGUAGCACUCAGUAGUUGACUCAAUAUGGGGGACAGGGGGAAAGA
Molecule: messenger RNA, 793 nt
Organism: Cantharellus anzutake
Lineage: Eukaryota; Fungi; Basidiomycota; Agaricomycetes; Cantharellales; Hydnaceae
Exons: 2
Source: RefSeq, a predicted model, not a curated record